CUCGGCUAGCUAACUGCGGGGCUAACUCCACACCUUUGAAAUAGACUUUGGCCAAGCCAUCACCAUACUGGCAAGAGCUACAUGUAACUCGUUCCUGAUGAAAUAGCCAUCUUCAAACAAUAAAACUGCUCAGGAGCCCCCCAACAACCGGGUAAUUCUUGAACUCACCUCACCCCUGCUCAGGUUCUAGAACUAAUCCGGACUCGGCCAGAAAAAAAAGUAUCGGGGCGACUAUAGAGCAUAGCAAUCUCAGGCCUGAGGUUGAGCCAAAAUGGCGCACCACACGACAUCAGCGGCCCCGUCGCCGCCGGACCUGCGGAUUCCCCCGUCCAGCAGCGUGGUCGAUGUCUCAAUCAUCAACACGACGGCUCGCAUCACAGGCAUCCCAACGGCCAUGUUCUUCGGCCCGCCAAUUGAGGGGCACCAGGAGCUGGCUGUGCCGUGCUUCGCCUUCCUGGUUCAGCACCGCGACUCGGGCCGCACGCUCUUGUUCGAUCUUGGAAUCCGCAAGGACUGGCAGAACCUCAGCCCUCUCAUAGGCUCCACGCUCAAGGCCUUCGGCUGGAAGAUCACGGUCGACAGGGGCGUGCGCGAGAUCCUCGACGACGCCGGCGGCAUCGACACGGCCGCCAUCGAGGCCGUCGUCUGGAGCCACCACCACUUCGACCACAUCGGCGACAUGGCCACCUUUGAGCCCGCCACCGCUCUCAUCGUCGGCCCGGGCUUCAAAGACAAGCUGCUGCCCGGCUACCCCGGCGACCCGGACUCGCCGUUCCUCGAGACCGACUACUCCGGCCGCGACCUGGUCGAGCUCGACUUUGCCCAGGGCGACUCGGGCAACACGACGAAGUGGAAAACGCUGACCAUUGGCCACUUCGCCGCCAUUGACUACUUUGGCGACGGCUCCUUCUACCUACUCGACGCGCCGGGCCACACGGUCGGGCACCUGUGCGGGCUCGCGCGCGUCACGGGCAACGGCGACAGUGCCGGCAACUCUCGCUCGUCCUUCAUCCUGAUGGCCGGCGACGCCUACCACCACAUUGGCGAGAUCCGGCCAAGCCAGUACCUGCCUCUGCCGCGCGACAUCUCGCCGAGCCCAUUUACGCCGCACACGCCCGGCAGCACGUGUCCGGGCGACCUAUUCGCCGCUCUGCUGCCCCACGGCCGGGAGCGCCCCUUCUACGAGACCACGAGUGACCCCGAGAAGUCGUUCCACUACAGCCUUGACGACCUCACGCGCACCAUCGAGAAGCUCCAGGAGGCCGACGCCCACGACACCAUCUUUCUCGCGGCCGCCCACGACGAGUCCCUGCUCGACGUCGCGGCCUUCUUCCCGGCGUCGACGGCCAACGGCUUUCUCAAGCAGGGCUGGGUGCACAAGGCCCGCUGGAUCUUUUUGCGCGACUUUGCCAAGGCCGUGGGACGAGAGAGUAAGACUCGUUUGUAAAGGGGUCUGGAUUGCCUCUUCUCGUUUCGAUCAAUCCUGAGACCGUUCACCUGACAGGCUUGGAAUAAAUAGCCGCUUAGAUUUUAUAUAAACCCCGAGAGUCAGUGCAUCAAG
Molecule: messenger RNA, 1561 nt
Organism: Lasiosphaeria miniovina
Lineage: Eukaryota; Fungi; Ascomycota; Sordariomycetes; Sordariales; Lasiosphaeriaceae
Product: beta-lactamase-like protein
Exons: 2
Coding region: 272-1447 (391 amino acids)
Source: RefSeq, a predicted model, not a curated record